AUGACCCGUUACCAUGAGAUAGAUUCCCAAAUAAUGGAAGAAGAAGAAGAGGAAGAAUACAUGGAUAAGAGCAAGAGAGAUUUACAUAAGAAGGCGGACUUUGAUGAUCUGUUCCGUGACGCUACUCUGUGUGAUCGAUUUGUAAUGAUUUUAGGUUCCAUUGCAGCCUUCGCAAAUGGUAUGAGUACCCCUGUGUUCAUGUUUGUUUAUGGACAAAUGACAUAUCGUGCCUUUUUGUCAGACCCAAAAGAUAUAGCAAGACAAUUUGCCAUGGCUGUGGUAAUACUCGGAUCCUGUACCUCUGUUCUUGUAGCCACACAAAAUAUUUGCUGGAGUUUAACUGCUGCCAAAAUCGUUUCAAGGUUAAAGAUACGUUUUUUUGAUGCUGUUUUACGACAAGAAAUUGAUUGGCAUGACAAGCAUAAGCCUGGUGAAUUGGUAUCACGUAUGAUUAGUGAUACAUAUACGAUACAAAACGGAAUUGGUGAAAAAAUAGGUACUGGAAUUAUGAAUUUGGGUAUGGGAGUAUUUGGAUUCUUUUUUGCUCUUAUUGCAUGCUGGGAAAUUACUCUACUUCUUCUAGGUAUAUUACCUAUAGGAGGUAUUGUGGCUGGAGUAAUGAUGGUGAUUGUCAACCGUUAUGCAUCUAGAGCUCGCGAACAUUAUUCAUCAGCGGCCUCUCUUUCCACUGAGGUAAUGAAAAAUAUCAAAACAACUCAGAUAUUUAAUAGAGAGGAAUACGAAGUCGAUCGAUUUUCUAGUUUUCUUAUGCAAUCCCGUAAAACAGGAGUUAAGAAGCAAGUUUUGAUUGGUUUGACAACUGGUCUUAUAACGGCCUUGAUUUAUCUUAUUUUAUCCAGUUGUUUGGGGUUUUCUUUUUAUCUCAUAAAAGAAGGAAGAUCUGAUGGUGGUGGUGUUACUUCCUCCUUUAUGUCUCUUAUAUAUGCAGCAAUGGGUGUGCUAACGUUGUUUCCCAACCUUAUUUCAUUUAUGGAUUCAAGAUCAGCAGCUUAUAAAAUUAUUAAAACAAUUGACCGUAUUCCAGAAAUAGAUAUUGAAAGUUUCGGUACACCUUUUAAUGGUUUUAAUGAUUCUAUUGUGUUUGAAAUGGUUUCUUUUAGAUAUAAUAGUCGCAAGAGCGCAUCUGUAUUCAAUGGAUUAAACUUCAAAAUACGGAAGGGUGAAAAAAUAGCUUUUACAGGUGUAACUGGAUGUGGCAAAUCUACUAUUAUGAGUCUUAUUCAAAGAUUCUACGAUCCUACUGAAGGGGCAAUACUAGUAGAUGGAAAUGAUUUAAGAUUAUUAGAUCUUUAUCAAUGGCGGCAACAUAUUGGAGUGGUUUCUCAGGAACCUGAUCUUUUUACAGGUACUAUUAUAGAUAAUGUUCGCAUGGGUAAUUAUCAUGCAACCAUGGAUGAGAUUAUAUCGGCCUGUAAACGAUCAAAUAUUCAUGAAACUAUUAUACAAUUACCUCAAGGAUAUUAUACUUCACUAAGUGAAGGAAAGUUAAGUGGAGGACAAAAGCAGCGUGUAGCUAUCGCCCGUGCUUUAGUUAGGAAUCCAUCAAUACUUUUAUUAGAUGAGGCAACAAGUGCUUUAGAUCGAAAAUCUGAAAUGGAAAUGCAAGAAGCACUAAAUACUUUAAUGAAAGAAGAAGAUAUGACAGUUAUUGUAGUAGCUCAUAGACUUUCAACGAUUCGUCAUGUAGAUUGUAUAUUUCAUUUGGAAAGAACCCAUGGAGAGGAUAGUUACAUUUCAGAAUGGGGAACUUAUGAUGAGCUUGUACAUAAAAAUGGUCGUUUUUCUGCUUUGGCUAGUUGGCAAAAUCGUGGAUCUGUUUCUAAAAAUGUUAAUAAUUUUGAUGAUAAUCUUAAUUAUAAUGAUAAUAUUUUAUUUAACGAUUUAGACUACGGUGAACCAAUGAAUGAAGCGGAUGAAAUAGAAGAAAUAAGUGAUAAUCAAUUAGAUGAAUCUAUUUCCUCAAAUAGUAAUUCUACAUCCUCUGAAAUACCAUAUGAAUAUCGUGCGGAAUAUGAGGUUAACCAAACUAGUGUUUCCUUACUAAGAGUGGCACGGCUUACUAAAAAUAACUGGUCUAUUUUUCUAGGUACAUUAGGUUCUAUUAUUAGUGCACCCUUAUUACCAUUGGCAGCAGUUAUUUAUGGAACUGUAGUAACCGCUAUGGCUAAAUACGCUGUGGACGGGAAUGAAGACAACUUACGUAAAGGUAUAUUGAAAGCUUCUCUAAUUUUUGUUGCUUUAGCAUGUGCAGGUAUUUUGAGUUCAUUACUCCAGUCUUUUUAUGGAAUUUCUGGUGAACAUCUUACAUAUUCUUUACGAAGAUCUCUUUUUAGUGCCAUACUACGUCAAGAUCAGUCUUUUUUUGAUAUUCCUUCCCGUGAUCCUGGUAGUCUCGCUGGUAUUAUUUCUGGUGAUUGUGAGGUUAUUCAUCAGCUUUGGGGACCAUCUAUAGGAUCCGUUGUUCGUACUAUAGUUUUCAUUGCUGCAGGUAUUGUUAUUGCUCUCAUUUAUCAAUGGAAAGUAGCACUUGUUGCUGCGGCUUGCAUGCCACUAGUUGUUGUCUCUUUGAUAAUUCAGGAUAAGUGUCUUUCUGAUCAUGUCUCAAAGAAAAAAGAUGAAGUCAUUCAUACUAUAACGAAUGAAUGUUUUUCUUCAAUACGUACUAUUACAGCAUUCAAUCUUAAAGACCGAAUGGUACAACAAUAUCGUCAAGCUAUUGCUGCUGAUCAACGACGAAUUGAAAGAUUAAGUAUAUUUAAUGGAUUAUUUUCUGGUCUGAUACAGUUUUUUUUUUAUGGAACUGUUGGUAUGUCAUACUGGUAUGGAAGUAUACUUAUAGGUAAAUCUGAAGCAACUUUUUCUGAUGUUAUGAUAGCUUCAAUGGCUAUAAUGAUUUGUUUUCUAAGUAUCGGUGUAGAGGUAGGGAGUUUAGUGAAAGGUUUUCAUAGUGCUUUGUACUCCGCUAAGAAAGUUUUUUCAAUUAUUGAUAGAGUCCCUGAUAUCGAUGUCUACGAACCUGGUGAUACCGAUAUAGGUGAUGGAUGUGAUAUUAUAUUUGAGAAAGUACUUUUUUCAUAUCCAUUACGCCCCGAAGUUGUUGUACUUAACUAUACUGAUCUUUACUUUGGUAAUGGAAAUUCUAAUGGACUCAUUGGUCAGACAGGUUGUGGUAAGUCUACCGUAAUUCAAAUUCUCGCUCGCUUUUAUAACCCUAAACGUGGUCAUGUUUUCAUAAAUGGAAAAAAUUUAUCUGAAUUGGAUAUUGUUACAUGGAGAGAAAAUAUCAGUAUCGUACUACAGGAACCUUCUUUGUUUAGUGGUACUGUACGAGAAAAUAUUCGAUAUUCAAUGGAAGAUGCCACGGAUGAAGAGAUUGAAGAGGCAGCACGUACUGCAUGUAUACAUGAUGAAAUUCUGCGCAUGCCAAAGGGUUAUGAAACACAAGUGGGUUAUCUCGGACGCAGUCUAAGUGGUGGACAGAAACAGAGAGUCGCCAUCGCAAGAGCGGUACUGCGAAGACCCAGACUUCUUCUGCUUGAUGAGGCCACCAGCGCACUGGACACAGAAACAGAAGCUCUUGUCAAGCAAAACCUUGACGAAUUACAGGAGCUGUAUGGAAUGACAUCAAUAAUUAUUGCCCAUAAUUUGGCUACAAUACGAGACUGUGAUCAGAUUUUAAUAAUGGAACAAGGACAAUGUGUUGAACGGGGAACUCAUGAUGAACUUAUCUUACACAAUGAGGAGUAUAAAAACUACUGGCUGAUGACUCAAUAA
Molecule: messenger RNA, 3795 nt
Organism: Trypanosoma theileri
Lineage: Eukaryota; Euglenozoa; Kinetoplastea; Trypanosomatida; Trypanosomatidae
Product: putative ATP-binding cassette protein subfamily B, member 2
Exons: 1
Coding region: 1-3795 (1264 amino acids)
Biological process (GO): transmembrane transport
Cellular component (GO): membrane
Molecular function (GO): ATP hydrolysis activity; ABC-type transporter activity; ATP binding
Source: RefSeq, a predicted model, not a curated record